UCAAAAUAAAAAAUUCAGCUCUGAGACCACAUCCACUGUAGUGUCCAUUAUAAAACUGAGCCAUUUCUGCCACCACACACACUCCUUAAGCGGCAACUACUCUUCUUGUUUCAGAUUGCAAACUCUUAGAUUCUUUCUUCUUCAAACUGAAGUUGGGUUCUUAUGAUGGCUCUCAAUUUGUCUUCCCCAGCUGAAGUCAAGUCCAUUUUUUUCGCUGAUCCCUUCAAGUCUAAUAGCCUCACAGCAAAAUUCUCAGGAGGUUUUGCUUUUAAAAGAAAAGAGUGUGGAGCAGCGUGUGGAAGGCGAGUUUAUUGCUCAGUGCAGACGCCCCCACCAGCAUGGCCAGGAAGGGCGGUUCCAGAAUAUCGCAAGACUUGGGAGGGACCAAAACCCAUAUCUAUUGUGGGGUGUACUGGUUCAAUUGGAACUCAGACACUAGAUAUCGUAGCAGAGAAUCCAGAUAAGUUUAAAGUUGUGGCACUUGCAGCUGGUUCAAACGUCACUCUUCUUGCAGAUCAGGUAAAGAGAUUUAAGCCUCAACUUGUUGCUGUUAGAAAUGAAUCCCUAAUUGCUGAACUAAAAGAGGCUUUGGAUGAUGUUGAACAAAAACCUGAGAUCAUCCCUGGAGAGCAGGGAAUCAUUGAGGUUGCUCGUCACCCAGAUGCAGUCACUGUAGUCACAGGAAUUGUAGGCUGUGCAGGACUGAAGCCAACAGUUGCUGCAAUAGAAGCAGGGAAAGAUAUAGCUUUGGCCAACAAAGAGACUUUGAUUGCUGGAGGUCCUUUUGUUCUUCCCCUUGCUCAGAAGCAUAAUGUAAAAAUACUUCCAGCUGAUUCAGAACAUUCUGCUGUUUUUCAGUGUAUCCAGGGGUUGCCAGAGGGUGCACUUAGACGAGUUAUUUUAACUGCUUCUGGAGGUGCUUUCAGGGAUUGGCCAGUUGAUAAACUGAAAGAUGUUAAAGUUGCUGAUGCAUUAAAACAUCCCAACUGGAAUAUGGGAAAAAAGAUAACCGUGGACUCCGCUACCCUUUUUAACAAGGGUCUUGAAGUAAUUGAAGCACAUUACUUGUUUGGAGCUGACUAUGAUCAUAUUGAUAUUGUCAUUCAUCCACAAUCAAUAAUACAUUCAAUGGUUGAAACACAGGAUUCAUCUGUUCUUGCACAGUUGGGGUGGCCGGACAUGCGUUUGCCAAUCCUUUUUACAUUAUCAUGGCCUGAAAGGAUUUAUUGUUCUGAAAUCACUUGGCCUCGCCUUGAUCUUUGCAAGCUUGGUUCACUUACAUUUAAAGCUCCUGACAAUGUUAAGUAUCCAUCGAUGAAUCUUGCCUAUGCUGCUGGCCGCGCAGGAGGCACCAUGACAGGAGUUCUUAGUGCAGCAAAUGAGAAAGCUGUAGAAAUGUUUAUUGACGAAAAGAUUAGAUAUUUGGAUAUAUUCAAGGUUGUGGAGCUAACAUGUGAGAAGCAUCAAAAUGAAUUGCUAUCCUCGCCUUCCCUUGAGGAAAUUAUUCACUACGACCUUUGGGCACGAGAAUAUGCUGCUAGCUUACAGGACUCUUCCAGUUUGACUCCUAUUCCUGCAUGAAACUGAUUUAAGAACUGGGGAAUGUGCUUCAUUCCUGCCAACUGCUAGCUUUCACCAUGAUUUCUUUGGCCAUUGAACAAUUGUAUACAAUGUAGGAUGAUGCAUUCCCCAAAUAUUGAAAAAUGAAAAAAAGGUUUUUAUUAAUGGAAUGAUGAUAUUUAAAUGCAUUUAGUUUAGUUUAUCUUGUAGUUUUAUCAUAGUUUCACCGAAAAUAAUGUUUUUUAGUAGUCAAUGGGAGAUUGCCCAUGAAUGUGUCAAAGCCAAGAAAGGGAAUGAAUCUUUUCAUGUAUUAGGUUUGCGGCUAUCUCUUCAAAUAAAUUGAUAUUUAUGAAAAUUGAUAAG
Molecule: messenger RNA, 1923 nt
Organism: Abrus precatorius (Indian licorice)
Lineage: Eukaryota; Viridiplantae; Streptophyta; Magnoliopsida; Fabales; Fabaceae
Product: 1-deoxy-D-xylulose 5-phosphate reductoisomerase, chloroplastic
Exons: 12
Coding region: 163-1581 (472 amino acids)
Biological process (GO): isoprenoid biosynthetic process
Molecular function (GO): manganese ion binding; protein binding; 1-deoxy-D-xylulose-5-phosphate reductoisomerase activity
Source: RefSeq, a predicted model, not a curated record